Messenger RNA from Hordeum vulgare subsp. vulgare (domesticated barley), 787 nucleotides. Its product is annotated as secreted RxLR effector protein 161-like. Bases 32 to 787 code for a protein of 251 amino acids. Lineage: Eukaryota; Viridiplantae; Streptophyta; Magnoliopsida; Poales; Poaceae. The transcript has a single exon. The record is from RefSeq and is a predicted model, not a curated record.
AUAUACAAAGAAGAUACUUGAAAGCAGUAGCAUGGAAGAUUGCAACCCAAGUUAUGUUCCAAUGAAGCCUCGUCUUAUACUAAGCAAGAAAAGUGAAGCACCCGUGGUUGAUGCAACGGAGUAUAGAAGUGUGGUCCGAAAGUUGAGGUAUCUCACGAAUACAAGACCAGACUUGGCCUAUUCCGUUGACAUAGUGAGUCACUUCAUGGAAGCACCCACGACGAAAUACUGGACAGCUGUGGAAAAUAUACUCAGGUACAUCAAAGGGACAACAAACUUCGGUUGUGUCUAUUUGAGAGAGAAGAAGAAGGAGAUGCUGGAGCUAUUGGGCUACAGUGAUAGCGACAUGUCAGGAGAUGUGGACGACCGUAUAAGUACCUCGGACGUGGUAUAUUUCUUGGGAGGAAAUAUAGUGAGUUGGCUAUUACAAAAGUUGAAAGUGGUCGCAUUAUCCUCACGUGAAGAAGAGUAUAUUGCAGCUGCAACCGCGGUGUUUCAAGGUGUGUGUCUAGGAAGGCUACUUGGUGACCUCACAGGUAAGGAACGAGUGGUGCACAACGUUGACGACAAGUCUACAAUCUCUCUGUGGAAGAAUCCGGUGAGUCAUGAUAGACCCACAGACAUCGAUACAAGGUAUGGGUACCUACGGGAGUGCGUGGAAGAAAGCAAGAUUGACGUCAACUACAUUUGCACUGACGACCAGCUUGCAGAUAUCCUGACCAAGUCUUUGGGACGACAGAAGUUUACAGAGAUGCGGAGAAGGAUCGGUGUCCAAGCUCUGAAGUGA